Molecule: messenger RNA, 1023 nt
Organism: Homalodisca vitripennis (glassy-winged sharpshooter)
Lineage: Eukaryota; Metazoa; Arthropoda; Insecta; Hemiptera; Cicadellidae
Exons: 7
Coding region: 1-909 (302 amino acids)
Source: RefSeq, a predicted model, not a curated record
AUGAUUGCUGAGUGUGUUCUGGUGCUGGCAACGGCAUCGUUGAUCGUCACCUCACCCAUCACCAUGAGCAGCGGGUGUCAGUGUGCUAUACGAAAAGGUGAGAGCAGAGAAUGGACACAUUACGUACAGAGCACAGGAAGGAAGGAACAGAUAGAGAAGCAAGAGGGGAAAGGCAUGAAAGGGGGGUCGCCUGAGGUGGGGGAGGAGUGCCUCUACGAGCUGGGCGGCAGGAAGCAGACUGAAUAUCCGAAACCGCGAGGAGCUGCGUGUCAGCGGAAGUCGGUACCCGCUCACGGGAUACCAUCGUGUGACCAGACAGUCGGUACGCUUCGUAGUAUGGACAGGCCAGACAACCAGGCCGGUGGAGUCGCUGUGUACGUGGACUCUGCACUGCGCUGUGAACACCGCCUUAUCUUGAUGCCUACAGCCGAGGUGGUCAACGUCCUGAUUGAUGUCAGAAUUAACAACGUCGUCACUAGACUGUCCCUGUACGCCUGGAUGCUUGCAGACUCAGAGGACACACCUACGGGUGGGGAGAAGACGCCGGAACCUGCUAAGCCGCCUCCAGGACGACCACCUUUCAAAGUGUGCUUCAAACUCGCCAGAGUGCGAGGGCGGUCUGACAUAUCCCCCUGUCACCACCGGGGCUUUGUGCAUGCGGUGACCGGUAAGUUCUACAGUAUCAGGGAAUCUUCGUGUCAGCAGGAACCAGACGUGGAGGCGGUAAACCGGGCCUACAGCCUGGGUCCUCGACAGCUGUUCCACAGUCCCCGCCUGGAGAGUCACCGUUAUGGAUGGCACCAUGACGUCACUUUUGUAGAUUCGGACAUCCUGAAUGACCGCAGGCUGAACUUCUUCAACAGGACCGCACCCAUGUUCCGCACCCCUACAAUCAUCACUAAGAAGUAACAAUGCUGCCAACACAGACCAAGCAACAAGUUGCACUAUUACUCGUAAAUACAACAGUGUUCAAUUGUAUAAUAUUUAAAGUAUUUAUUUUGAAAUAAAUAUUUUAAAUAAGUA